Messenger RNA from Ostertagia ostertagi, 636 nucleotides. The record is from the annotation of a GenBank genome assembly. Lineage: Eukaryota; Metazoa; Nematoda; Chromadorea; Rhabditida; Trichostrongylidae.
AUGGUCCGUUUCAGCACAACGACCACAUCGGGUCAGCCAGUGCACCUCAGUAGUUCAAUUACUUCUUCACCAGUCACUUCUAUUUCUGACAGUCACAAUGGAGAUGGUUGGAUGUCUUCGCCCCAACGACGUGAUGCCAGAGACGAUCUGUCACCAAUGAGCGAAACAAGCGCACAACUUGGAAGUAUGACUAGGAACUCAAACUCCAGCAAGGCCUGUCCGAUUUCGAUGCGCCCCAUUGUGGAUCGCGCGGUAUUCUUGGCGACGUCGCAAGCUCGGGGCGAGUCCAGCGACAUUGACUUCAGUUGGAUUCGUGAAGAGGAGAAUAAGUUAAAGAAUGAACGAGGUGAGCAAACCGAUCGGGCCGAAGUUUACCCAACGACUUCUGGGACGUUCUUCGUUCCUUAUCUGUUUUCUUUACAGAGAACCAACGCUUGCGAAUGCUACUUCGGCAUGGAUCCUCCCAAAUUGGAGGAUACACCGCUCACUUCUCACACUCGCUCGGAGCGCGAUGAAAAGGAGAAUUAUCGUAGUGCGUUGAAAUCACGAUCAUCCACUCAUCUAGAGGAUCGUCAAAUGGAGUAUUCGGCUAGGCGUGAGAUGGGUCCGAUGGCAAGACGAUUACAGCGAAUGCAG